UGUAGCGGCAGUUUGUCCCUGCCGCUGCUGAUGGAGAAGCAGUGCUAGUUAGCAGGUUUGGAUUAGCGGCGCUGAGGACAUUUCAUUUAAGCUAAUACAGAUAAAAUACUUAUAUGUCCCGGGCGGAGUUUAUCUUCCUUUAAUCGGAAAUGUUUUCUCUUUCGUCCACCGUACAACCCCAGGUAACAGUUCCACUGAGUCACCUCAUCAAUGCCCUGCACUCUUUGAAGGGUUCGGUGGGCUGCAGCAGCUCAGUGAAGCCUCAGCACAGAGAAAAUGCUCAAGAACAAGACCCACACAUCACAGAGCCCUCAUGGAACCUCAGGGACCUUGGAUUGACAGAUCUGGGCGUAGGUCAACUGGAUGAGCUUGUGGACAGACUGUUGCCGUAUGUGACGCAGAAGGUGUUGUCACCACCCUCUAGAGCAGAAUCAAACCACUGGAAGGCCUCCUACCUUUCCACUGACUCCUUCUUUCACAACAAAUAUGGUUUCUCGGUUGCUAAGAUGGGUGGUAUUUCACCUGUUUUUUGCAGAAAGAGCCCUUCCCCUCUGCAGGCAGUGUGUACAGAUUUAAAGUUCUGGCCAGUAUGGGUCCAAAAUCGAGGAUUUAAAACCUUGAAGUCCAAAACAAGGCGCCUUCAGGGUGGUUUUGACCGCUCAGUGGACACUGAUGCAUUCACCCCAUCUUUUAUGAAGGGAUUUCUUACACGGGACAAAGGGCAAGAUGUGGAGACCUUAGACAAGCUUUUGAAAGUCAAAAACAUUCCUGACGGCCAUCACGAUGCUUUCAAGACUGGUUUUGCCGAGGGCUUCUUGAAAGCUCAGGCUCUUAGUCAGAGAACACAAGAAUCGUUGAGGAGGACACGGCUGAUCUUGUUGGUCCUGUUGCUGGUGGGAUUGUAUGGAUUGUCCAAAACACCAUUUCUAUCGGUGCGAUUCCGAACCACAUCAGGCCUGGAUUCGGCGGUGGACCCUGUCCAAAUGAAAAAUGUCACUUUCGAGCAUGUCAAAGGUGUGGAGGAGGCCAAGAACGAGCUGCAGGAAGUAGUGGCAUUCCUCAGGAACCCACAGAAGUUCACUGUCCUGGGAGGCAAGCUGCCCAAAGGAAUCUUGCUGGUGGGACCUCCAGGAACAGGGAAAACUCUGCUGGCUCGGGCUGUGGCAGGGGAGGCCGAUGUGCCUUUCUACUAUGCCUCCGGAUCAGAGUUUGAUGAGAUGUUUGUUGGGGUUGGUGCUAGCCGGAUCAGGAACCUUUUUCGUGAGGCUAAAGCAAAUGCCCCCUGUGUGAUCUUCAUUGAUGAACUGGACAGCGUGGGGGGAAAGAGGAUUGAGUCACCGAUGCACCCUUAUUCUAGGCAGACCAUUAACCAACUUCUGGCUGAGAUGGACGGGUUUAAACCAAAUGAAGGUGUCAUCAUUAUUGGUGCUACAAACUUCCCUGAAGCUUUGGAUAAUGCUCUCAUCCGCCCGGGGCGGUUUGAUAUGCAAGUCACUGUACCCAAACCGGACGUGAAGGGACGUACAGAGAUCCUCAAAUGGUACCUCAAAAAAAUCAAAGUAGAUCCAGUUGUGGAGGCUGAGAUCAUUGCCAGAGGAACAGUGGGGUUCUCUGGAGCUGACCUGGAGAACCUGGUAAACCAAGCUGCCCUGAAAGCUGCUGUGGAUGGCAAGGACAUGGUGACCAUGAAGGAGCUGGAGUUUGCCAAGGACAAGAUCCUAAUGGGCCCGGAGCGCCGAAGUGCCGAGAUAGACAAAAAGAACAAAGUGAUCACAGCCUACCACGAGUCGGGCCAUGCUAUCAUUGCAUAUUACACCAAAGACGCCAUGCCCAUCAACAAGGCAACCAUUAUGCCAAGAGGACCCACUUUGGGUCAUGUCUCUAUGCUGCCAGAGAAUGACCGCUGGAGUGAAACCAGAGCUCAAUUGCUGGCACAGAUGGACGUCAGCAUGGGUGGCCGAGUGGCAGAGGAGCUCAUCUUUGGAAAUGAGAACAUUACCACAGGUGCAUCAAGUGAUUUUGACAGCGCUACAAAAAUAGCCGAAUUGAUGGUGACAAGGUUCGGCAUGAGUGACAAGUUGGGUGUCAUGACUUACACUGAUAUCGCCAAGCAGAGCCCAGAAACACAGGCAGCCAUUGAACAGGAAGUCAGGACGCUUUUGAGAGAUUCAUACGAGCGGGCUAAAACGCUCCUGAAGUCUCGUGCGAAAGAGCACAAAAACUUGGCAGAGGCUUUGCUGAGAUACGAGACGCUGGACGCCAAAGAGAUCCAGAUGGUCUUGGAGGGGAAGACGUUAGAAAGCAGAUGAGAGACUUGCAUAGUAUGAAAACUCACAAAUGUACAUA
This is a messenger RNA of Colossoma macropomum (tambaqui), 2346 nucleotides long. It is a transcript of the gene yme1l1b, whose product is annotated as YME1-like 1b. The transcript is spliced from 18 exons. Lineage: Eukaryota; Metazoa; Chordata; Actinopteri; Characiformes; Serrasalmidae. The record is from RefSeq and is a predicted model, not a curated record. Gene Ontology annotation, cellular component: mitochondrial inner membrane. The coding region runs from base 150 to 2309 and encodes 719 amino acids. Gene Ontology annotation, molecular function: ATP hydrolysis activity; ATP-dependent peptidase activity; metalloendopeptidase activity. Gene Ontology annotation, biological process: protein quality control for misfolded or incompletely synthesized proteins; mitochondrion organization.